UUCCUUGUUUACAUCCUCCCGGAGUGCGCCGAGGGGGCGGGGAGGCUCCGCCCUCAUUCUUUGGGCCUUACGUCAUUGUCGCUUGUGUUUUUUAUGAAUGAAAGAAUCCAACCUCAGAGAGAGCGAGAGAGAGAGAGAGAGCGAGAGAGAGAGAGAGCGAGAGAGAGAGAGAGAGCAGAGUAAUUCCGGGAAAAGGCGGACUGACAUUUUGUCGCCGGACUUGCUUCGACACAGUAGAGUGUUUAUCUGUGUUGACUGGUGUGUGGGGGAAAAACUGAAGACAAAGUCAGACCAUGACGACAGAAAGAAACAGCAAAGCCCUGAAGGUGAAGAGGGAGUGUGGUGAGAAUGUGCCCAUCCUGUCGGACAGCGAGCUCAUGUCCCUGUCCGUGCGGGAGUUGAACCUUCACCUGCGCGGCCUUUCCCGCGAGGAGGUCCAGAAGCUGAAGCAGCGUCGGCGCACCCUGAAGAACCGAGGCUAUGCCGCCAGCUGUCGAGUCAAACGGGUGUCCCAGCGCGAGGCCCUGGAGCAGCAGAAGAAGGAGCUGCAGAGGGAGGUGGAGAGGCUGGGGGCCGAGAACGCUGGUAUGAGGAGGGAGCUGGAGGGCCUCGGCGCCCGGCUGGCCGCCCUGCAGAGGUUCGCCCGGGGCCUGGAGGCCGGCGGGGGCAGCCUGCUGGCCACCGCCCCGCGCCUCAACACCGCCUCCGUCAUCACCAUCGUCAAGAGUCCGCCACAGCCGCAGCCACAGAGGGAGCAGGGGGCGUCCUAGGAGGGGCUGCUGGGACGGGACUGGGGAGGGACACACAACCUGCAAUGCAAACACACACACACACACACUCAUGCAUACAUGCAUGCAUACACACUCAUUUUAUACACAUACAGGGGAAUAGGAGGAAGGUAUUAAUAGGCACUUACUAAACACUUUUUUGCAUUACGCCUCAUUCACAGUCCAUUACACUGUUGGAUUUUUGAAAUGCAGGACAUUGUUCACUCCAAUGGGAGAGCAGCAGCAGUGCGGCGCCACCUAGUGGAGAAUGGCUCCUCUGACCAGAAAGUGACUGACAUGUUCAUGUUACUAUUUGUCUGUUUCUCAGCAGGGUAUCUCAAAAACUUUCUUUCCAUGAAAUUUGGUGGACCCAUAAGGUUUUCAUAGGAACACUUGGUUAGAUUUUGGUAGUAAUCCCGCUUCGGGAUUUUUACUAUCCAACAAUGUUUUCUUUUUAGUCAUAGUUAUAAAAACUAACAGUGAUAGAGGCUUGAUUCCAAAUCCUGUGGUUAUGUCUGCAUGGCUCAAAAAACAAAUCCACUUUAACUUAAAAUUUACAGAACAGUGACGUCUUUGGAUGUAAGAAAGUUGUGCAGUUCAUUAUUUCUAGGGCUCUCUGACUGUCUUCUUGUAAAUGCUGGCCUUAUGACACUAACAAAGUGUCUUACAAAUUUGUUCACAGAAUAUUAUUUAGUCUUGUUAGUACUGAAAAGUUUAGUGAUGGUUGAUUUUUCAUGCUUGUGGUAUUUAUUAUCGUGGUCGGCGAGUUCAGUUUUUCAGGAACAGUCACUCUGAGCCAGUGCAUUGCUCCAAAACUCUUGAGGCGAAUUUUAUCCGAUGCAUCAAGUGCAACAGGUUUGAUUGUGAAUGAGGCGUCACGCAAUGAUACUCUCCUAAAAUCCUGGGCAGGUCACCGUAGCUCUUGGCGCAUUUCGGCCCAGUCAGCGCACACCUGAACAUACAAACACACACACACGCACAAAACCCUCAGUUUCAUCCUCAGAUCCACACACACACACACACACACACACACCAGGGCAUGGACAGAGUCUAACUGGACCGGCGAAGCGACCAGAGGUCUAUCUCCUGCACCGUCCCCUCGACAAAGCCAGUGGUGAAGCUGGUGCUGUGUGAUUGUGAAAGGCCACGGCUUCCCUCUGCUUCCAGUCUGUGGCAGCUGACCAGCCACAAGAUGCCGAGACUGGUCUGGGGCCCGCUCCGGCCCCAACACUGUCUGCAUUCCCGACGCACAUCUACACCUGAAGUCAGCGCGUUUCGUUUCUCAUGCCAACCCAUGCAGAUUUGUCUCCACGGCAACAGGGCAGCACAAGUGGCACGGAGUUGUAACUUUAGCUUCAUCACCUAGUUUAAAAUCUGUUUUGUUUGUCAAGAAUUUCAUUGAAACAGUGAAUUUCUCAGCAGCCUGUACUUUUUUGGUUUGUUUUUUGGGGAACCAGAAGCCUUUAUUGUCUACAUUUUUCUACCUGAGGAUUGUCCCAGUUCACUCUGUCUGUGAAGGGGACUGUAGUGUUAAACAGCUGGUUUAAGCAUUUCUCACAUUAAUCCAAUGCCUGUAGUGCAUGACUGGAGCUGAAAGAAUGCAAACGUCAGAGGGAAAAAUGGCUAAAAAAAAAAAACGACCUGCAGCUCCUUCCUCAAAGCUCAUGGCCACACAUUCUUAUUUCUCUUUUUUUUUUUUUAAUUUGUUAUUUCAAUAGACUGUAGUGCUGUCAGACCUCUAAUCCUCCAUGCUCCUUUCACUACCCAGAGGUAUUACUGUGCUCAAAGUUUGCAGCAGUCUGUAAGUGGCUUUUUUCCCAUCUGGUUGACUCCCAACAACAGAUGUUGGUCAUUUUUUUUUUUUUUUCUGAAACGCGUCAAAGCAGGGCUGCAUCUGGUAGGAAUUACGCUAAGAGUCGAUGCAGAUUCUCUUUAUACAUUACUAUUAUCUGUUCGUUUUUUGUUUUUUGUAAUGUUUGUACGUACCAUUGAGAGACGAAAAUGUUGAGUGACAUUUAUCAGAGCUAUAUUCUAUAUUUUAUUUGUAUUUAAAAAUAGAUAUUACAAAAAAGACAAGCUAACGAGUGCUGUGAUGUUUAUGUAUGUUGUCAGAAGUACUUGCAUAUAUGACUAGUUUGGGAAUAUUCUCACGUCUGAUUAUUGUACUGUGUGAUGAGUCGACGAUGAUCAUUUUUCAAAUUGUUAAUUAUUAGCUACGUAGAAAUAUGCUAAAAGCCAAUGGCCAUAUUGCUGUAUGAUGAUUUUUCUUCAUUGUGUGUGUCUCUCUCUCUCUUUCUCUCCCUCUCUCUCUCUCUCUCUCUCUCUCUGUGUGUGUGUGUGUGUGUGUGUGUGUGUGUGUGUGUGUGUGUGUGUUUGCCAUGUUUGUACUGGCUUGUCAUAGUGGCUUCUUGGAGGGAUAUUAUUUUUCUAUGAUGAUGUGUGUGUUAUUUGUGGAAACUGUUUUAAGGUCACUUUUGAAUUGGCAGGAUGGGGCAAGUCCACAGGAAGUUAAAGGAAAAAUAGGGAGGGAAAAAAAGGGGGAUUGAGAAAGGUGGGAAGAAGAAUGAAACAUGGAGGUAGAGUUGUGGAAAGAUGGAGAAAGAAAGUGAGUAAAGCAGGAAGAGAGAGAGGAAGAGAAGGUGGAAAGGUGGUGGUUAAUUCACUUGAAAACCUUAAUCUGUCAUAUUUCUGUAAAAGCUGUUUUAACGAAGCUCCAGUAGGCUGGGAUUAACGGAGGACGAGGCCAUGGAAUAGUGCUAGCAAUAUUCUUUAAAAAAAAAAAGCAGGCGUCGUAACACGUUAUAUUGUGUUGACAAAUAUUUCUAAAGACAUGAGGCAUAUAUUUAGCUAUAUGAAUAUCAAUGUCGCAGAGCAUUUAUUCUCAGUAAUAUUUUAACGUCUCACAUCUGUCAAUGUGCUGGAUGUUUUGUAAUAACGCAAAACAAAAAUGGUCUUUGUAUUUAUUACAUGUAUUUUUUCUAUGGUGAAAAUUUAAGUACAUUGUCUAUUUUAUAUAUUAAUUAAAAUAAAUGUUGUAUAUAUUGUACAUAAAACGGUGUUGCUUGUGA
Myripristis murdjan (pinecone soldierfish) is the source of this 3835-nucleotide messenger RNA. RefSeq names its product v-maf avian musculoaponeurotic fibrosarcoma oncogene homolog F (gene maff). NCBI's taxonomy places the organism in Eukaryota, Metazoa, Chordata, Actinopteri, Holocentriformes, Holocentridae. The coding region runs from base 294 to 770 and encodes 158 amino acids. The transcript is spliced from 3 exons. Gene Ontology annotation, cellular component: nucleus. Gene Ontology annotation, molecular function: RNA polymerase II cis-regulatory region sequence-specific DNA binding; DNA-binding transcription factor activity, RNA polymerase II-specific. Gene Ontology annotation, biological process: regulation of transcription by RNA polymerase II; regulation of epidermal cell differentiation. The record is from RefSeq and is a predicted model, not a curated record.